Messenger RNA from Thalassophryne amazonica, 939 nucleotides. RefSeq names its product olfactory receptor 1468-like. Gene Ontology annotation, molecular function: G protein-coupled receptor activity; olfactory receptor activity. Gene Ontology annotation, cellular component: membrane. The record is from RefSeq and is a predicted model, not a curated record. Bases 1 to 939 code for a protein of 312 amino acids. Gene Ontology annotation, biological process: G protein-coupled receptor signaling pathway. NCBI's taxonomy places the organism in Eukaryota, Metazoa, Chordata, Actinopteri, Batrachoidiformes, Batrachoididae. The transcript has 2 exons.
AUGAUAAACAGUAGUUUUCCACUUUAUUUCAACCUGACUGUGUUUGUACACAUGGGCAGUUAUCGCUACCUGACAUUUAUCUUGUGCUUCCUGUUGUAUGCUACUAUAAUAUCAGCUAAUCUUGUCAUAAUAGUGGUAAUAGUGAGAGAGAAAUCAUUACAUGAGACAAUGUAUAUUUUUAUUCUGUGCCUUUCUAUCAACUCUCUGUAUGGCUGCUCUGGCUUCUUCCUGAGAUUCUUGCAAGACAUUUUAUCUGACACUCAUUUGAUCUUACGCUCAGCCUGCUUAACUCAGAUUUAUGUCAUAUACACGUAUGCCUCAUAUGAGCUUACCAUUUUAAGUGUUAUGGCAUAUGAUCGAUAUGUUGCUGUGUGUCAGCCUUUGCAUUACCACAACAAAAUGACCUCCAAGGCCAUGUCUGCACUAGUUGUGUUAGCUUGGUUCUAUCCUAGUUUUUCUGUUUCAACCUGUGUUUAUCUAACCUCCACACUGCCGUUGUAUAGCAAUAAGAUACCAAAGGUAUUCUGUGCCAACUGGCCAGUUGUAAAGCUGUCAUGUGUUCCAACUGUGAUCAAUAACCUUGUUGGUAUGUUGGUUUCCAUGAUUACAGUCUUUCUUCCCCUUGUUUUUGUCUUGUAUACUUAUGUAAGGAUUUUCCUGGUUUGCAGAAAAUGCUCUCCAGAGUUCAAAGGCAAAGUCAUACAAAGCUGUCUUCCACACAUUAUUACAUUUGUUAAUUAUGUACCUCCGGAAAAUACGGUAAUCACUGUCUUUUGUGAUGUUGUCCUCAGUCGUUUUGACGUUGAACAGUUAAAUCUUUUUCUGGCUGUCACAUUAUCACUUGAGUUUGUUGUGAUUCCUCCCAUUCUGAAUCCUCUUGUAUAUGGCCUGAAGUUACCAGAAAUUAGAAAACCUAUCUUCAGAAUGUUAUCAUACUAG